Leptopilina boulardi is the source of this 1625-nucleotide messenger RNA. RefSeq names its product hybrid signal transduction histidine kinase D-like. Lineage: Eukaryota; Metazoa; Arthropoda; Insecta; Hymenoptera; Figitidae. The coding region runs from base 298 to 1506 and encodes 402 amino acids. The transcript has 7 exons. The record is from RefSeq and is a predicted model, not a curated record.
UCGAAGAAGACUUCAGUCUAUCAAUUGCAGUUAAAUGAAAUAAGAGGACAAUAAUUUUUUUUUUUUUUUAAUAUCGCUUAUGCAUUAAAUACUCGAUAUUUUGUAAAUAAAUUUAAAAAAAAAAAGGAAAUAAUUGUUUUAAAAAUGUAAAAAAAAAAUUUUUUAAAUUGAAAAAAAAAUCAAUUUUACACUAAGAAAUAAAAAUUUCAUUGAGCAAAAGUGCUUCGAGAAGCUUUAUUUAUUAAAUGUGCCAAGGUGUUUAACCUACUUUGUGGUUUGAAAGAUUACCAUCGAAAAAUGUAUUGCAAUACAAACGAGACAAAUGAUAAUGAAAAAAUUAAUAAUAAAAAUGAAUUUGGAUGGUGGAUAAUGAAUGAAUGUGAAAAUAAUAUAAUUUCAUCACAAUUGAAAAAAAAUUCACAAAAUUCCAAUUUUCAUUCAUUUUCAAAUUCUCUAGAAAUAGAAAAUGAUAAUGAUAAUUUAAAGAAUUUAGAAGAUUUUAAUUUAAAUGAUGAUGAUGAUGAUUUAAUAAUUUCUUUAAAAAAAAAAUUAAUUCCAAAUAAUGGAAGUCAGAGAAAUAGUAGUGAAAAUAAUGAAAAUAAGGGAAAAAUUGAGAAAAUGGAAUUGACAUUAAACGUCGAUUUUGAUAAAAUUCAAGAUGAAAGGGAAAAUUUUAUUGAAAAUGACUUUAGAAAAUCUCUUGGAUUUUCCUAUACUCCAGAAAGAUUAGUGAAAUCCAAAGAAUAUAAAAUUCUUUCUCCACCUUUUCAAUCUGCCUGUAUUCACUCUUCAAAGUUCAGACAAAGGAAAUUGAGUGAACUUAUCGAUCCCCAUAAAAUUGGUGGAAUAAAUUUACAAAAACUUUUAUGUCCCAAUAUAAUGGCAAUAAAUUAUUCCAAUUAUUUUCAUAUGAAACGAUAUAUCGAUUUUCAAGAUAUAAAAAGUCAAUCUAAAGAGGGCAGCUUUUCCAGUUUAAUAUCAAAUUUCAAGGAACUUAAGACGCUUUCAGAAGAAAAGCAGAGGAACCGCAAGUUCUCAUCUUCUGAAGAGGAGAACACUUCUGGAAUUCAAAGCCCAGGUUGGAGUUUAGAUACUUGCAGUGAACCGACGAAAGCACUUCCAAGAGUCGAGAAUCUGAAAGGGAGUUCAAAUGAAGAAGACAUUGACGAUUAUGAAAUAGAAUCAUCUGAGAUUUCAACAAUUUUAUUGGACGAUUCGGAAAAUUUAUCUGAAAUACAAUCAAAAAUAAAAAAACUUGAAAAUAACAAUGGAGAUAUGCAAAAAAAUAUUGAAACAUUAAAAGAGGAUUUUCAGAAUGACGAGUGGAAAAUAAAUAUUUUACUGGAAGAUGCAAUUAAUUUACGUAGAGAAAUACAAGAAUUGCAAUAUUUAGAUAAUCUUGUAAAUCUUCUUCGUGGCGAACUCGAGAGAAUAUCCCCAAAAACAUGGCCAUUUAUUCGCAAUCACGUGGAUCCUUAUAGCGAAGAAAUUAAUCUGAUUAUAUGACAAUUUUUCCUUUUUUUUUAAAUAUAUAUAUAUAAUAUAUUUCCACUUAAAACUUUUGCUAUUUCGUCCUUUGUUUUUUUUUUCUUCUUCUCUUUUGAUAAAAACUAUUUUUUCCCUAG